Messenger RNA from Pundamilia nyererei, 3626 nucleotides. RefSeq names its product speckle type BTB/POZ protein (gene spop). Lineage: Eukaryota; Metazoa; Chordata; Actinopteri; Cichliformes; Cichlidae. Gene Ontology annotation, molecular function: protein binding. The transcript is spliced from 10 exons. The record is from RefSeq and is a predicted model, not a curated record. Bases 487 to 1620 code for a protein of 377 amino acids.
UGGUGAUAGAAGAACAUGGCCUGGCUCUAGGCUGUGAAAAGAUGAGCUAGCAUGUGGGCAUUUGAUUUACGUUCAGAAAUGCGUCACACAUACGUUGAAGUCUGCAGCACUUUGUCACUUAACCUCAGUUUUCUGGCAGGUUUUCAGUGUUUGUAGUCUGUCCCUCUCAACUCUGCAGCCCGUCUGUGUACCUCACAGGUUUGCUCUGUGCCUGUUGUUGCACAAGGUGACCCUCUAAACACUCCAGGAUCCCUGCUGUGAUUCUGGCUUUUCUUUGUAGCGGCCAAAUUACGCACCUCCACCCCCUGUCCACCUGGUGGCGAUGUCUCAGCACCUUCCCACCUGUUUCUCUGAGGGAGAGGAUAGUAGGGGUUUAAGAGGCAGCCAGCUUGACUGAUUAUUGGACCUUUCCUACCUCAUACACCUCAUACCACCUCAUCCCACAUCUGGCUGCUGCCACUGCCCAACUCGGUGCUCUCAGCAUCAAUGCUGGCAAUGUCCAGAGUACCAAGUCCCCCACCAUCGGCAGAAAUGUCCAGCAGUCCUGUGGCUGAGAGCUGGUGUUAUACUCAGAUCAAAGUGGUGAAGUUCUCCUACAUGUGGACCAUCAACAACUUCAGCUUCUGUCGUGAGGAGAUGGGAGAGGUCAUCAAAAGCUCCACUUUUUCCUCAGGAGCCAAUGACAAACUCAAAUGGUGUUUGCGUGUGAAUCCUAAAGGUCUGGAUGAGGAGAGCAAAGACUAUUUAUCACUUUACCUCCUCUUGGUUAGCUGCCCAAAAAGUGAAGUGCGUGCCAAGUUUAAGUUUUCUAUCCUCAAUGCCAAGGGAGAGGAGACCAAAGCCAUGGAGAGCCAGAGGGCGUAUCGCUUUGUCCAGGGGAAGGACUGGGGUUUCAAGAAGUUCAUAAGGAGGGACUUCCUGUUGGAUGAGGCCAACGGUCUGCUGCCUGAUGACAAACUAACUCUUUUCUGUGAGGUGAGCGUAGUGCAAGACUCUGUGAAUAUCUCAGGCCAGAACACCAUGAACAUGGUGAGGGUUCCUGACUGCAGGCUGGCGGAAGAACUUGGAGAUCUGUGGGCAAGCUCCAGAUUCACCGACUGCUCCCUGUGUGUUGCUGGCCAGAAAUUCCAGGCACACAAAGCCAUAUUGGCAGCUCGCUCGCCGGUGUUCAGUGCCAUGUUUGAGCACGAGAUGGAAGAGAGUAAGAAGAACCGUGUGGAGAUAAAUGACGUGGAGCCAGAUGUCUUCAAAGAGAUGAUGUGCUUCAUCUACACAGGCAAGGCCCCCAACCUGGACAAGAUGGCUGAUGACCUGCUGGCUGCAGCUGACAAGUAUGCUCUGGAGAGGUUGAAGGUGAUGUGUGAGGACGCUCUUUGCACGAAUCUGUCUGUGGAGAAUGCCGCAGAGAUCCUUAUCCUGGCCGACCUGCACAGUGCAGAUCAGCUCAAGACGCAGGCUGUGGACUUCAUCAACUAUCACGCUGCUGAUGUGAUGGAGACAUCAGGUUGGAAAUCCAUGGUGAUCUCUCACCCACACCUGGUUGCGGAGGCCUAUCAUUCUCUGGCCUCGGCCCAGUGUCCCUUCCUGGGUCCCCCAAGAAAACGGCUGAAACAGUCCUAGUGGUCUGGAGCGAUUCUCCCGACCUAACCCUGCUGCUUCCUCCCGUACCAGCAGCCUCACUGCUCCUCUCUCCCAAUCCUACUUUUGUACCUAUAGCAUCCCAAGAUGCCCACAACUGACGCCUAGGGCUUGGGUACAUAUAUAGCUAGGGCAGCUAUACAGCUGUGCAGCACAGAGAAUUAUUGGACUAAUGCUAUAGAGGAGGUACUACACAUCACUGUAAGAUGAACUGAGUGAAUACCAUAAGACCUGGACCUGGAUAUUUAAGGAUUGCAAGCCCAAAGCCUUGCUUAUUCCAUAUCCAUCAUCAAUGAUAUUGGAAGGCUACAACUCUAUUCUGCCUGUCAGGCACGUAAAGAACUGAUCUCCUGUGUGAAAGUGAAAAGUCAAUGCUGAGUCCCUGAAAAUAUUUGUCUGUGACGUCUUGACUUGUACAGUGUUGUGACCCAAACUGUGCUUGUGAAGAGACAAGUGAAGAGGAUCAACCAACAGGAAAGUGAAAGACUGUUGUUCCCAUUAUUGGAGACCUUAAUGGUGUUCAGUUUAUUGUUCUUCUAAGGCUUGAACAAUUGUCUUGAUAUUUUUUUUCCAUGAAAGAAUACAAAUGUAAACUGUUUAACUAUUAAAAUCAGGCAGGCACGUUGAGAUGUUUAGCUCAGAUUUUGACUAUUUUCCGAAUAGUGACAGACUUCUGCCAGAUUGUUGUCAUUUAGCAAGUAGCGCGAGGCGCAGUCGCUCUGUUUGAAUAAUAACAUCGAUAACAGUACGGCUCUUGGGUGACUGAGGACAUGACAGUAAUUUUACAAGAGUCCGAUCAAAGUAUUCACUGUAAUCUAUAGUGGGCAUGUUUUAGUGGGCAAUAUUUUAAUAUCUAGUGGGCAGUGUUUUAAUAUAAUUGGCAUAGUAUUUGUUGUCUUGUGACAUUAACUGUGCUUCAAAGCUGACAGACCAUACAGCCACAGAGUAUUUGCUCUUUUUAUGUUGUCUUCUUAUUUUUCAUUCAUUGUAGAAUUGCACCAAAUAAUGCUUUUUUGUCAUUUUUUUUUAAACACAGUUUUUCAGUCUUAUUAUUUUGUUUUUUUAUUCGUUUCGACUGUAUUGGAAGUGUCACUUGAGAAAAUUGGCUGCUUAUUGUUACACUCCUGCUGGUGGUCAGUUGAUCCAUACAAUACAUAAGCAUAAAUGAAAUGUAGGAAAGGCCAAUAAAAGAAAGCGCUGCCAGCUAACACAACAGAGAAGGUAUCUGCCAGUUUCAAAACAUGACAUGUUUUACCUUAACCUGUUGACCUCAGGCAAGAGAUACUUGCAUUUUAACCAUGCAGUAACGUAAACGUCUGCUUGCAGUGAUGAUAUAACAUUUUAUGUGCUUGACUCCCUACUACAUGUGUUAGUGGAGGAUUCCAGCAGAGGGCUUCCAUAUUUGCAUGACCUAAAACAGUAAAUAUCAGGGCAGCCCAUUUCUUUUAAGAAAUUUAUUCUCAGUGGGACUUCAAUUGAUAAAGCUCAACGUCUUCAUUUUGUUUUACCCCUGCUCCCUUGUCACAGGGGUCGCCACAGCGGGUGGCUUUGAUGGUUUGAUCGUGCUUGAUGUUUUUCGUCAUGCAACCACAAUGGGAAUUUGUCUCUCUGGCUAGAAUUGAACCAGCGACCUUUUGCUUGGCAAGCAAACCACUAAACGAUCAGAGUUGUUUGUUCCUAUGUCUAAUUUACAUAUACCUAAGAUGACACUGAUAAUGAAGUGUAGUUGUCUCUGUGCAGAGGCAACAGCACAUCAUAGAGAUGCCAGCAUGCCUAUACAGACUCUGGUACUUACCGUUGGAGUGCUUCUUGAAUCUUCUUGAAACACAUAUUUUUAUUUUUUGAUGACAUUCACAACUGAAGCUCCAAACACUCACCAUCAUGUGUAUAAUUAAAAUCAAGUAUAUCUCAUGCCUUAAUUAAUGUGUUCCCUUGACUUGUUCACCGUCUUGCCCUUUAAAACUGUAAAAUACAUAUAUUUUUGAAUU